AGCGAGUCAUAGUGAGGAAUGAAGUAAAUGAAUGAAUUCAUAUUAUGGUGUAUAAUAGCAAAGUAACGGUUCACUACGAUCGAGUUAAGUGAGAUAACAUUAAUUUGUGGCAGUGGGUUCGCCGUACGGGUUAUAGCUGCGAACGCACCUGAACUGUAUUUUAAAUGCAGAGACAUAACAAAAAGAUAAUUCUAUCUUCUUUUAGAAACUGCUGGCUUUACGAGUGCAAAAGUCUGUGUGCUUUAUCAUAUGCAUAAACCCAGACAUCUUCUUGCAUUGAGCACUGAGGAAAAGAGAACAUUUUUAGAUUCAAUAGAUCAUGUAUUUUCGGAUAUAGAUGGUGUUGUGUGGAAUGUAACCGAAGUCAUUGAUGGCAGUAGUGCUGGAUUCCAAGCUCUGCGAGAUGUUGGCAAGAAAUUAACUUUUGUAACGAAUAAUAGUGUCCGACCCGAAGAACAGUGUCUAGCAAAAUUGAAGAAAACAGGCAUUGAAAUCGAUGCGGAUAAUUUGAUACACCCUGGUAAAAGUAUUGCGGAAUAUUUAACAUCCAUCAAGUUUGAAGGUCUUAUAUACGCUAUUGCCAGUAACUCCAUAAAAGAUCUAUUACGCAAUGAAGGCUUUCAGGUCAAGGAAGGUCCUCAUGUAAUUAUUGAAGAAUCGUUGCCACAACUAAUAGCAAAUGUUGUUGAUAGUGAACCUGUUAAAGCGGUUGUCAUUGAUUUUGACUUUAAUCUCACACUUACCACCAUGAUGAAGGCCAAUUUUUAUUUGCGACGACCAGACUGCCUGCUGAUCGGGGGAGCUACUGACUACAUCCUGCCCGCUACAAAGGAUAUGUCAUUUAUGGGACCAGGUGGUUUCCUCAAGGCCUUGGAAGAUACAAGUGGCAAAGAAAUGUUGAUAUUCGGCAAGCCGGGCAAAGCUCUGGCUGACAUCCUUAUUAAACGCUUUGAGAUUAAAGAAACUAACCGAGCUCUUAUGAUCGGCGAUAUGCUGGAGCAAGAUAUACGUUUUGGAAAAAUGUGCAAUUUUCAGACACUUUUAGUUCUUACUAGUGGCAUGACCCCCGAAGAGCUAUGUAAGCAGACGGAUCCAAAUCUUAUACCAGACUACUAUGUCGAUAGUAUGGGGGACUUUGUACAAUUCAUAAAUGAUAUUAAGAAAUCUAAUGCAUAGAAUUUAUACAGAUCAAUAACUCUUUUUAAACAUAAGAAUAGAUACGAUGUUAAAAAACAACUGUGCAACAACUUAUACCUAUGAAAAAAAUACUAACAAAAUGUCGCCUGCGUUAAAAUCCUGUGUAAAACACAAAAAAAAAGGAAGAACGUAUCAAGUUCGGCUUGGCCGAAUCUUAUAUACCCUCAACAAUGAAGCGCAUUUGACACUUUCAUUGGAUGUCCCUUUCAAGUAUAUAGCAGACAUAACUCCAUAUACAGAUAGAUUGUACAUGUCAUGGCUAUAAGCCAGGGCAGCGGAGUCGGAGUGGAGCAAUUUUACCCGGAGUCGAAGCCGAGAAAAUUAUUUUGACUCCGACUCCGGACAAAGUAGUACAAAAUGUCUCAACCAAAAAAAUUAAAUUUGAAAAAAGUUUUUGAAUAAAUAAAAUAAAAUAUUAUUUUUAUAGUA
Messenger RNA from Stomoxys calcitrans (stable fly), 1626 nucleotides. RefSeq names its product glycerol-3-phosphate phosphatase. The transcript is spliced from 5 exons. Gene Ontology annotation, cellular component: cytoplasm. Gene Ontology annotation, molecular function: phosphatase activity. The coding region runs from base 250 to 1176 and encodes 308 amino acids. The record is from RefSeq and is a predicted model, not a curated record. Lineage: Eukaryota; Metazoa; Arthropoda; Insecta; Diptera; Muscidae.